GGGUGGGCGGUAGCACCUGUGACUGGCGGCUGGGCGCCAUGUUGGGUGUGAUAGGAAACAGGGAUGACACGCGUCCGGUUCCGGGGCAGCCGGUAAGGGCUUCUGAGGCGUCAGUUCUCGAAGGGCGGCGGCGGAGCGCGGGGGAGGGGGGCUCCGCCGCCCGGAGCAUGGACAUGCGGCGUCCAUACAGACUUGGGAUUACAGUUCUCUAGUGUAGAACAGCUGGGAGAAACUGGCAGAGACUAUCGCUUCAAUUCUGUACGCGUGACAGAGAACGGUCAGGAUGGGAAACAGCGCGCUAAAAGCCCACCUGGAGACAGCACAGAAAACGGGUGUGUUUCAGCUAACGGGAAAGGGACUUACAGAGUUUCCUGAAGAUCUGCAGAAGCUAACAAACAACUUAAGGACAAUAGACUUGUCGAACAACAAAAUAGACCUCUUGCCACCGCUCAUUGGAAAAUUUUCCUUUUUGAAGAGCCUCGUUCUAAACAACAACAAACUGACUGCUUUACCUGAGGAGCUGUGUAAGCUGAAAAAACUGGAAACACUCCAUUUGAAUGGCAAUCACUUGAGGCAGCUACCAGCUGCAUUUGGACAACUUGCAGCUCUCAAAACACUGAGCCUUUCUGGAAACCAGCUUCGGACUGUGCCUACACAACUCUGUGGUCUUCGCCACUUGGAUGUGGUAGAUCUUUCCAGAAACCAGAUCCAAAAUGUACCCGACACCGUGGGAGAAUUGCAGGCUAUUGAACUCAAUUUGAAUCAGAAUCAGAUUUCCCAGAUAUCAGUGCAGAUCUCCCACUGUCCACGCCUCAAAGUCUUGCGUUUAGAAGAAAACUGUCUAGAACUCAGCAUGCUUCCUCAGAGUAUCCUCAGUGAUUCCCAGAUCUCACUGCUUGCAGUAGAAGGCAAUCUCUUUGAAAUCAAGAAACUCAGAGAACUGGAAGGUUAUGACAAGUACAUGGAACGAUUUACAGCUACAAAGAAGAAGUUUGCAUGAUCAUUAUUCUGACCCUGUGUAUUCCUGUUAAGAAGAGUUAGUGACCGAAGCACCUGCUUCACUGACUUAACCCAAGACUGAUGGAGAUGACCAGAAUAUUCUUACUCUAGUAGUCUGAUAAGGCCAUGUUGAAUAAACUUGAACUAGAGACCAUGGGUUUGAACUGAAGAAGCUGCCCAGGGGCCAGUUUUGAGUUUUGUGAGCUUUUAACACAAUACCUGACCUCUGUUGUCAGGGCUUGUUCUUUCACAGAGAAAUGGAAUGAGCUUUUCAAAGUUGCCCAUUCCUUUAUGGCAGGAAGCUGGCUGUUGAUUUGGAAGAGGAAUAUUUCUUCUGGAAAUGUUUUUCUAUGAUAACACAUGGAAGUUCUGCCACCAAAGCAGAUAUGAAACAUUGUAUGUCUUUCCGUAAGCACUAUUCUACAGAGAGCAACUUUUACAGAUGAGGUUUUAGUUUAUAACCUGUAUAAGUUUUUUUAUGAAGCACAAAUAGUUCUGGCCAAGUUCAGUGUUUUAUUAACUGUUUCUGGUAAACAAAUCAUGGUUUGAGCAUCCUUCAUUCAUAUUUUACUGUACAGGCUUUCUUCUCCCACAAGCAAGAAUUGCACUACAGUCCACUUCUGCUUGAGCUGUAUCAAAUAAAAAUUAGGUUCCUCUUUAAUGUAUUCCAUAAAAAUGUAUAUUGCUGGAAAAUACAAUAUCCUUGCACUGACUCCCUGUGUACAGAGCAAUGCCCAAAGUUUUAGUUGUCAGCCUACAGCUGCUGCCUUAUUACAAAAAGCACCUAGAAAGAGCUAAAAAAAAAUGCAAUUAUGUAUCAUAUACUGAAAAGGAAAAUGUACUUGUUUAUUUUAGUAAAUAAUUUUCAAAAACUCA
Molecule: messenger RNA, 1875 nt
Organism: Columba livia (rock pigeon)
Lineage: Eukaryota; Metazoa; Chordata; Aves; Columbiformes; Columbidae
Gene: LRRC57
Product: leucine rich repeat containing 57
Exons: 6
Coding region: 284-1000 (238 amino acids)
Molecular function (GO): protein binding
Source: RefSeq, a predicted model, not a curated record